AUGUCCCGUUUGGUAAAAGAAUAUAAAGCAAUUAUGGCGCAAGACGAUAUUUUGUUACUACCACAAACUCAGGAUGAUCUUGCAUCAUGGAUCGCUAUUCUUGUUGGACCUAAGGAUACUCCCUUUGAAGGAUAUGAUUUUCGAUUAUUAAUAACUAUUCCAGAAUCGUACCCUAAUACUCCACCACAAGUGAAAUUCGAACCAAAUCAUAUGCCUCAUGUAAAUGUCAAUUACGAAACAGGAGAAAUCUGUCUCGAUAUAUUGAAAGGUGAGUGGUCACCUGUUUACAAUUUAUUAUACACGGUUCAAUCUAUACAACGACUACUGAGUGAACCGAAUGCUGACUCUCCAUUAAAUUUGGAAUUGGGGAUUCUAAUGCGAGAAGGUGAUCAAGCAGCUUACAAUGGACUUGUCAAAUAUUAUCUGACAAGGAAUGACUCGACUAAAUGA
Messenger RNA from Maudiozyma barnettii, 450 nucleotides. It is a transcript of the gene PEX4, whose product is annotated as E2 ubiquitin-protein ligase peroxin 4. NCBI's taxonomy places the organism in Eukaryota, Fungi, Ascomycota, Saccharomycetes, Saccharomycetales, Saccharomycetaceae. The transcript has a single exon. Bases 1 to 450 code for a protein of 149 amino acids. The record is from RefSeq and is a predicted model, not a curated record.